AAAGAGCGUUUCCUGGAGUCGGAGAGGGGAGGCGCAUGCGCAUGGACGUCCCUCUGGCCCUUGUUCGUUGCGAUUCCCCCCCCGGCCGGUCCUCAGGGGGCUCCGACGGCGGCGGAAUCCUCGGGAGGGGGACGGCUGUUCGCGCCCCGGAGAGCACACGGCGCAAAAGGAAAGAAAAGUGAAGAGAAUGGAAAUGGAGAACAAGGAAAGUCAGGGUCUAAAGAUGGAUCCCAAUCCAGUCAUCAGAAAGCCAUUACGCGCCAGAAAAACGAUGACCCCGAGUAGUCGGAAGCAGGUGGAAAUACUGCGAAAUCUUCAUGGGCUGGGAAAGGCUGGAAACAGCUACAGCGUGGACAAUUACGUGCAGCUAGAAAUGAUUGGAACAGAGAGCUUAAACUACAGUUCUUCCAAAGAAACGACCCCGGAUCUUAAAUCGAAAGAAAUGUCAGCCAAAGAGCCAGUAGCUAAACUGGUUGUUAAUUCUGAAAUCAGCAUUUACAAUGGCGGUCCAGAUGUGCCCGGGAGUCUUCCCUAUAACGGUUGUAGCACGGACACCAACGUGAAACAAUUUUUGAGUGCUGGCUCUUUGCAAGACCUGCUGAUUACCUUGUAUGAAAAGGAAUCUGAUUCGCCAGUCUCAAAGCCGGUUGAGGUGCAUUUAUACUCCAGACCAACCAAUCAGCCUUUGGGCUGCCCAGAAGAAGUGACGGCCCCGGUGGCCUCUUGUAGCAGUGAGACUCCGACCUCGGAUAAGACCGAGAAGGUGGAAGAAAGUCCUGAAAGUCCUGCCCCUGUAGUAGUUCAAGAAGAACAUGACAGCCUCCAGUUCCAGGAAGGAAAAACGCUGCCCGAUGACGCUUUGAGAGAAAGGAGAACUUCUGAAUGUAAAGACGCGGUCAGCUGUAAGCAUGUCUCAUCAUCCGAUGAAACAAGAGUAACUUCCGCCACGCAGACAGACAAAAGCCAGCCAGGACUGGAGAAGAUCAAGUGUUUAAUUCGAAACCACAUAGAGAAUUCGAUGGGAGACGUGGAUAGCAAGUUGCAGCGGUUGAACGAAAGAAUCGAUCACACGCAGUGUCUGCGGAAGCACGAAGGAAUAUCAAUUCGGAUUAUAAAGAAAAUAUCUCAGCUGCACAGGCGCGUGAAUUCCGUAGUGGACUUCCACAAGGCUCAGUUGUCAAAAAAGGUGAAUCUCCCAGGUACACAACCCAAAACGACCAUAUUGAAUGUGCCUGCGUCUCUUCCUGGGAGUAGAAGUGACCCGCCCAUGGCACCGAAGCGUCGGUCAGCACAGCCCGGUGAGGUUCCUUCCAAAACUGCCAGAAGUUCUGCCAAGGAAACAUGCCUCAAAGUGGAAACUUCGGUUGUCCAAGCCAAGAAUUCAACAGACGCUCAGCAGAAGAGAGCAUCCUCGGAUACGCACAGCUCAGCCGAAGCCCCCGGUGCCCCUAAGACCAGACUCCUGAUUGACUUAACGGAGGAAGAAGAUGCUAAUCGAGGUGAAGACGCCGCCGGAAAGCACCACGCCCAAGCCGCCCCAGCUGACCACAGAGCCAGUAGAGAAGAAAAACAAGCGGAGGUCUCCAUCAAAACAAACCCACCGCCGGGAAAGCACCACGCCCAAGCCGCUCCAGCUGAACACAGAGCCCCCGCAGCUGACAACAGAGCCGACAGAGAAGAUCCCCGUGCGGUUUCCCCACCUCCCUCCGUUGCCGAAGGCCCCCCCGCACCCGCAGCUGGCGAAUGGCUUCAGAGACACCCUCCCGCCCCAGAAGCUGGAGCUGGCCGUCGCCCAGGUGCAGAACCCCAAAGGCAUCGCCCUCCAGUGGAACAUCAAGGAGCUGGACCCCUGGUGCGCCCCCAUCGAGAGCUUCCACCUGUUCAUCUGCCUGGAGAGCAAGAGCAAGGGCACCUGCUCCGCUUGGAUCAAAACCCACGAAAUCAAGGCUUUGCCCCUCCCCAUGGCUUGCUCCUUGUCCCAGUUCUUGUCGGCCGGCAAGUGUUACUUUGCCAUGCAGUCCAAGGACAUUUUUGGACGCUUUGGACCCUUCUGCGACAUUCAGUCGAUUUCCGCCACAUGAUUUUUUUUUUUUUACUUGGGGCGGAAAGGAGAGGGUCAAGGGCAGCAGCAUCCCCACCCCAGGCCCGUUUCACCGAAAUCCGGCGUCCUGGCACCCUGUUUUGUACUUGCCCUCCGGACCGACGUUCUGUGGACUGUCUGCACUCUUUUAGAAAAAAUUUCUUAUUUGCUCACCUGUAGCGUUGGCAGUUUUGUAUAUCGAAAAAGUAUUCAAGUUUAUUCUUUGACCUCUCUGAAAAGUGUUUAAUACAAUUUCCGUUUUCCUGCCUGCUGGAUAUUUGUGAGAGCAUCAUCGCAGGGGUCAGCUACACGCGGGGGAAUAACCCGUUUCUCUGCCGUUGCGUUUCUGUUUCCCCUGCCGUGGCACGAAGAUGAAAGGAGCGUUUAAGGAACAGGUUUAAAAAAUCAAGUGCCUUUUUUACUCUGGGCUUACACACUUUGCAAAUGGGUGCCAUUAAGAAUGUGCCUUUCUGCAAAAAUGAUGUGAAUUAAAAAGUGAUUUAGAGGAGCGACCAAUAAUUGGAUAUCCUUUAGAGAACUCUUAUUCCUUUGGGGUUUUCUUGGCAGUCCUCAUGUUUCUGACCUGUUGCAGUUUUGAGAGAGUUAUAAUGUUUUACUCUCUGCGGGGAAAACAUUUUGCCAUGUCCCUAAAUUUGAUUGAAAACUGUUUUGGCAGACGUGGCAGGUUAUGGUGUCUGCAGCCAGUCUUUGCAUAUGGUGAUAAACCUUUUGAGUUUAUGGUUCCCAUAACAUACAGCCAUCUGCAAACUUUCCAACACCAUGAGUCUUAAUUUUUAAAAUAGUUUUUUUUUGGGGGGGGUGGGGGGUGGGAGGAGUGCCCCUAAAACACUUAAGUGAACUAUCAGAAUCAAAGAGUUAAAGUCGUACAUCAUUACAAUCCCGGUUGUAAUUUCAUUGUCAUAUUCACUAUGUAUGUAAAGCACAGGUGUAGUUUAACACUCCCUUUGGUGGUGCUUCAGCCGUCUGUCUGGAAAGUAUUGUCCAGUGUUGAGACAUUUCUCUUUCUCAUCUUCAAACACAGUUGACCCAAUGUAAAAAUGGCAGCCGUUGUUCUGGCUGGAGUUGCGGGUUGCAGUUGGCAUUUAAAGAUCUAUAAUCAUUAAGCAGGGCCCGUCCGGUUGUUAUAACACGUUUGCCUUUAUUAAGCGGUCAGAUACGUAACUGUGUAAAAAUGGGAUAUAUGUAUGUACAUAUACAUACUAUUUUACAUAAAUAUAAACUCAGAAAUUAUAAAAUGA
Messenger RNA from Heteronotia binoei (common prickly gecko), 3339 nucleotides. RefSeq names its product activating transcription factor 7 interacting protein 2 (gene ATF7IP2). The coding region runs from base 188 to 2260 and encodes 690 amino acids. The record is from RefSeq and is a predicted model, not a curated record. The transcript is spliced from 13 exons. Lineage: Eukaryota; Metazoa; Chordata; Lepidosauria; Squamata; Gekkonidae.